Symphalangus syndactylus (siamang) is the source of this 4546-nucleotide messenger RNA. It is a transcript of the gene TIPIN, whose product is annotated as TIMELESS interacting protein. Gene Ontology annotation, molecular function: DNA binding. Gene Ontology annotation, cellular component: replication fork protection complex; nucleus. Gene Ontology annotation, biological process: DNA replication checkpoint signaling; DNA damage response; replication fork arrest. The record is from RefSeq and is a predicted model, not a curated record. Lineage: Eukaryota; Metazoa; Chordata; Mammalia; Primates; Hylobatidae.
GUCUGCACGCCGAGGUCCGCGCUGUGGCCCGUGUUUUCUGUGUGAGGUGAGAGCUGGCUGGCGGCCCAAUGAAGUUCUUGCAGGGAGAGGGGAGUCAGAGGGACUAGCCAGGGAGCCAGAUGGAAGAGCCAGGGAGCCAGACAGACUAGCGGGAAAGCCUAAUUGUCGCAGGAAGGGAGUCAGGAGGCUGGGAGGUCGACCUGACCCGGCCUGGAGAGGCGGGGAGGCGGGCGCGUAUCCUGGUUGCUUAGGUUUUGGGCUCCCUCUUACUCUGCCAAGCCGCUUAGCGGGAGGGAACGUGUUCCUGAUCAUCUUUACCCCAGGCUUCUGUCCGGGGCGUGUCAAUGUAGAAAUCCCUCAACGAAUGUUGGAUGAAUGAAGUUGAAGAGAGGAUAGGCGGGGAACGAGGAUGAGGGGGACGGCUGGAGAAGAGGUAUGGGAGGUUCGAUGUUUAAGGGAUGGCGCCCAAGGGGGACAUCGAGGCAGCACAGUAGCACUUCCUUUGCGAUGAGGGGCGUCUCUUUGGACUUCUUGGAAAAGAAGGUGGGCAUUGGAAACCAGGGUCUGGGAACAAACCGUGGUUUGGGCAUAACAUUUGUUACCUUCACUCUUCUGGGAGUUUGAGAAGUAGAGGAAGUUCAGACAAUUUCAUAAAUGUCUAAAAAGAGACAGUUAUGCGACCAUUGACGAGGAGUAAAAGUCGUCUAUUGAGCAUCUUAUUCACUACAAAUAGAAGAAAUACCAGUUUCCUGACAAGCCCCACCCCAUGCUUGGCCAGUUCCUGAGUACACUUAAUAUAUUUCAGAGGAAAAGAUGCUAGAACCACAGGAGAAUGGCACGAUUGACCUACCAGAUUAUGAGCAUGUAGAAGAUGAAACUUUUCCUCCUUUCCCACCUCCAGCCUCUCCAGAGAGACAAGAUGGUGAAGGAACUGAGCCUGAUGAAGAGUCAGGAAAUGGAGCACCUGUUCCUGUACCUCCAAAGAGAACAGUUAAAAGAAAUAUACCCAAGCUGGAUGCUCAGAGAUUAAUUUCAGAGAGAGGACUUCCAGCCUUAAGGCAUGUAUUUGAUAAGGCAAAAUUCAAAGGUAAAGGUCAUGAGGCUGAAGACUUGAAGAUGCUUAUCAGACACAUGGAGCACUGGGCACAUAGGCUAUUCCCUAAACUGCAGUUUGAGGAUUUUAUUGACAGAGUUGAAUACCUGGGAAGUAAAAAGGAAGUUCAGACCUGUUUAAAACGAAUUCGACUUGAUCUCCCUAUUUUACAUGAAGAUUUUGUUAGCAAUAAUGAUGAAGUUGCGGAGAAUAAUGAACAUGAUGUCACUGCUACUGAAUUAGAUCCCUUUCUGACAAACUUAUCUGAAAGUGAGAUGUUUGCUUCUGAGUCAAGUAGAAGCCUAACAGAAGAGCAACAACAAAGAAUUGAGAGAAAUAAACAACUGGCCUUGGAAAGAAGGCAGGCAAAGCUGCUGAGUAAUAGUCAGUCCCUAGGAAAUGAUAUGUUAACGAAUACACCCAGGGCACACACGGUUGCAGAGGUUAAUACUGAUGAGGAUCAAAAGGAGGAGUCAAAUGGAUUAAACGAAGACAUUCUAGACAAUCCAUGUAAUGAUGCUAUUGCCAAUACUUUAAAUGAAGAGGAAUUAAAACUAGAGGAAACACUGCUGGACCAGUCUUUUAAAAAUAUGCAACAGCAACUUGAUGCUACAUCUAGAAAUAUUACUGAAGCUAGAGUCUCACUCUGUCACCCAGGCUGGAGUGCAGUGGCGCAAUCUCGGCUCACUGCAAGCUCCGCCUCCCAUGUUCACGCCAUUCUCCUGCCUCAGCCUCCAGAGUAGCUGGGACUACAGACGCCUGCCACCAUGCCCGGGUAAUUUUUUGUAUUUUAGUAGAGAUGGGGUUUCACUGUGUUAGCUAGGAUGGUCUUGAUCUCCUGACCUCGUGAUCCGCCCACCUUGGCCUCCCAAAGUGCUGGGAUUACAGGCAUGAGCCACUGCGCCCGGCCAGCCUUUCUUUCUUUUCAAGCCUGUCCAAUGAAAACCCUAUUGGUGGAAGUCUAAAUUAGCACUACUGAUAAGGAAGACAAUUUAGUAAUAUGUAUUAAAGUUUCUUUUUCUUUUUCUUUUUGAGAUGGAGUCUCACUCUGUCGCCUAGGCUGGAGUGCAAUGGCGCGAUCUUGGCCCCCUGCAACCUCUGCCUCCCGGGUUCAAAUGAUUCUCCUGCCUCAGCCGCCCAGUUAGCUGGGAUUAUAGACAUGCACCACCAUGCCUGACUAAUUUUUGUAUUUUUAGUAGUAACGGGGUUUCACUGUGUUGGCCAGGCUGGUCUGGAAUUCCUGAACUCAGGUGAUCCACUGGCCUUGACCUCGAAAAGUGCUAGGAUUACAGUCGUGAGCCACUGCACCUGACCUAUCAGUUUCAUUUGUGCGUGCACACCUUUUGGGUCAGCAAUUCCAUCUCUAGGAAUUUUUCCAGGAAAUCAUCUGAAAUGUCUGUAUAAGUGUAUCCAUAAGGAUAGUUAUAAAUUUGAUUGCUUAGAACAGUGCUGCCCAACAGAACUUUCUGCAAUGAUAGAAAUGCUCUCUAUCUGUGUUGCCUAAUAUGUAGCCACUAAGCACAAGUGGCCACUGAGCAUGUACAAUGUGGCCAGUGUGACUGAGGAACCAAAUUUCUACUUCUAAUUUUAAUUAAAUUUAGGUAGCCCACAUGGCUAGUGCUACAACAUUGCACAGCAGACAACUAUACCAUUGGAUAUAGAAAAUUACAUUAAACAUUUAGGUAGUUUCCAAUUUCCUGCAUUACCCAAUGGUCUAGUUCUAUGCUGUGCAAUCUUGUAGCAACUAGUAAUAUGAAAUAGAAUAGAAAGCAGUUUCAAAACAAUGAUAUAACAUGGUGUGCUAUCAGUAACAGUUGGGUUACAUGAAAAAAGCAGAUUUCAAACAGCCCGCAUGGUAUGAUUUUUUUUUUUUUUUUUUUUUUUUUUUUUUUUUUUUUUUAAGACAGAGUCUCGCUCUGUCACCCAGGCCAGAGUGCAGUGGUGCGAUCUCAGUGGUGCAAGCUCUGCCUCCUGGGUUCACGCCAUUCUCCUGCCUCAGCCUCCCGAGUAGCUGGGACUACAGGUGCCUGCCACCAUGCUAAUUUUUUGUAUUUUUAGUAGAGACGGUGGUUUCACCGUGUUAGCCCGGAUGGUCUUGAUCUCCUGACCUCAUGAUCCACCUGCCUCAGCCUCCCAAAGUACUGGGAUUACAGGUGCAAGCCACCGCAUCCGGCCGAUAUUUUUAUAAAUAAAAAUGUUAGCAGUGUCUAGAAUCAUUAAUUGUUAGCUCUGGGUGGUAAGAUAACAGGUGAUGUUUCUGUCUUCGUAUCUUUUUUUUUUUUUUUUUGGAGAGACAGUCUCAAUUCUGUCACCUAGGCUAGAGUGCAGUGGUGCGAUCUCGGCCCACUGCAAUCUCCGCCUCCUGGGUUCAAGAGAUUCUCCUGCCUCAGCCUCCCAAGUAACUGGGACUACAGGUGCGUGCCACCACACCCAGCUAAUUUUUGUAUUUUUUGUAGAGAUGGGGUUUCACCAUAUUGGUCAGGCUGGUCUCAAAUUCCUGACCUCAAGUGAUCCGCCCUCAAGUGAGCCACCACGCCUGGCCUCUGUCAUCAUAUCUUUAUGCGUUGCUUGAAUCUUUAGAUUUCCACCUUUUGGAAAAAAAAAAUCUGAUAAUCUACUGUCAAAUCUCCCAAAUCCACAAGUUACGUGCCAACAUCUACAAAUGUUCUGAAAGCACUGGUUAGAAUAAUUCUAGAAUUUAAUUUGCUAGAAUAUAUGAUACUUCACUGUACUACACAAUAAAGCUGAUAUUUUCUUAGCAAGAGAUGACAGGUAAGAGAAUUUUGAAAUUCCCUCUUACUCGGUUUCUGUUGUUGAUAUGUCUGCAUAAUUCCUCAAGAUCUUUGUUGCUGAACAAAUUUCCCUUAAUUUCCAUUUUCUUAUCUUUUGAAAUGGCUGCCAUUAACAAGCGGUGUACUACAAUAUCUGAAUAUCUUCUUAUUGGAGAAGUAAAGUGGGUAUAUUUAUCUAAUGCAAGACCUUCAAAAAGAAAGCAAAAGAUCAAAAUAAACAAAAACUCUUUUAAAAUAACUAGCACAAAGUUACAGCCACACACGGGAAUAUGGUAUGAUUCACCGUAAUGAUGGAACUCCUCCUCCGCACAGGAUCCGGUGGAGAAAUACAGAGCAUUGGACAUGGCCUGCGUGGCCAUGGAGCGCAGCAGCCUGUUCACGAUGGGAUCGUGGGGGUCCUUUGCAUUAUCCAGAGAAUCAGCCAGUGUUUUAUUGGACCUGACAAAGAACAGAAAAACCGUUAGCUAGUCCCAGACAGUAAUUUACAAGACAACACUUUGAGAGGAACCCUUCGCUCAUCCGUCUGAAUACCUUCAUCUGCCAGUAAAUUUGUUUUGGACACAUUUCAGAAGCACCUCUUUUCAACUACAGAAAUCUAGUUUGCUUUACGGUUUAAACAAAGCAAGAGUGUCAGAAUUUAAAUACAUUUCUUAAGUAGAAA